AUGAUCAAAGUGAUGUUCCUUGCGGCAGUGGCUCGCCCGCGAUGGUCUGCGAAGAAUCAUUGUAUUUGGGAUGGAAAGAUCGGUGUGUGGCCGUUUGCUGUUUAUGAGCCUGCAGAGCGAUCCAGCAAGAAUCGAGCGGCUGGGACUUUGGAGCUAAAGACAUACACUGUCGAUCGCGACAUUUAUCGACAAGCGCUUUGCCGGAUGGUCAUACCGCGCAUCAAAGCGGUAUGGCCAUCAGGCAAGCGGGUCGUGCUGCAACAGGAUAACGCCAAACCGCACGUCACGGUUGAUGACCCCGAAGUGCACUCUGCGUGCUCAGCUGGCGGCUGGGAUAUGAAGCUUACCGCGCAACCAGCCAAUUCACCGGAUUUCAAUGCGAAUGAUCUCGGGUUCUUUGCUUCACUGCAGUCGUUGCAGCACAAAAUGAAAGCUAAAACUAUCGAGGAUCUAGUCAACAACGUGGACGACGCUUUCGCUAAACUCCACUACACUGCUCUCGACAAAGUUUUUCUGACGCUGCAGUCAGUACUGCAGGAGACAAUGCAUAUCGACGGAUGCAACAAGUACAAAAUCCCUCACCUCGCCAAGGACACGCUACGAACGAGCACUGGUUUGCUACCACCUUCAUUGACAUGUAGUGAUCGAGUGUACGAUAAGGCCAGACGUUUCUUAAGUUCGGUUGGGCAAAAAUAA
Messenger RNA from Plasmopara halstedii, 696 nucleotides. RefSeq lists its product as uncharacterized. The transcript has a single exon. Lineage: Eukaryota; Oomycota; Peronosporomycetes; Peronosporales; Peronosporaceae. Bases 1 to 696 code for a protein of 231 amino acids. The record is from RefSeq and is a predicted model, not a curated record. Gene Ontology annotation, molecular function: nucleic acid binding.